UUGGUGUAUUUCCUGUUUCUCGCUCUUCAUUCGGAAAGAUGGCUGAAGUGAAAGUCAGUUUGGUUUGUGCAGCGGUUUUCCUCAGUUCGCUGGUAGGAGCGUUAGUGGAGGACCUCGAUGACACGUUUAAAGAUAACCGGAUGAAUGAUGUUUGGCUGGUAGAUUUCUAUGCCCCGUGGUGUGGCUACUGCAAGAAGCUGGAGCCCAUCUGGCACGACGUGGGAGCAGAGCUGAGGACUUCAGGCUCCCCCGUCAGAGUCGGCAAGAUGGACGCCACCGCUUACAACGGCAUGGCUUCAGAAUUUGGCGUGCGAGGAUACCCAACAAUAAAGCUGCUCAAAGGCGACUUGGCCUAUAAUUACAAAGGACCCAGGACCAAAGAUGACAUCAUCGAGUUCGCCAACAGGGUCGCUGGGCCAGCUGUGCGUCCCCUGCCGAGUCAGCAGAUGUUCCAGCAUGUCAUGAAGAGACACGACGUCCUCUUUGUUUACGUCGGCGGGGAGUCGCCUCUCAAAGAGAAGUAUAUCGAGGUUGCGUCUGAGCUGAUCGUCUACACCUACUUCUUCUCCGCCCAAGAGGAGGUCCUACCUGAGACUAUUUCCUUGCCUGAAUUGCCCUCUGUUGUGGUCUUCAAAGAUGGCGGUUACUUCACAUAUGACCAAUAUGAAGAUGGCAGCCUGUCUUCGUGGGUUAACCGAGAACGUUUCCAAGGUUACCUGCAGAUUGAUGGCUUCACACUCUACGAACUUGGAGAGACAGGUAAAUUGGUGGCUGUCGCCGUCAUAGACGAGAAGGAGCGACCAGAGGAGAGUGCCAGCCUCAAGAGUCUCAUUCAGAGAGUGUCCACAGAAUACAGAGAUCACUUCAACAGGGAUUUCCAGUUUGGUCACAUGGAUGGGAAUGACUACAUCAACGGACUUAUCAUGGGGGAGGUGUCCGUGCCCAGCGUGAUCAUCUUGAAUACGUCCAAUGAGCAGUACUUCCUGCCCAGCGAGCCCGUGGACAGCAUGGACAAGCUGGUCAGCUUCAUCAACAGCGUACUGGACGGCAGCGCACCAGCAUAUGGAGGAGAUGGAAUAUUCCAGCGGGUGAAGCGUGUGGCGUAUGAUGCCAAGUCUACAGUGAUGUCGGUGUUCCGUAGCUCGCCCCUGCUGGGCUGCUUCCUGUUCGGGCUGCCUCUGGGCGUCAUCAGCCUGAUGUGCUACGGCAUGUGCACCGCCGAGACCGACGACGGCGCCGACGACAUGGAGCUGAUGAAGAGGGAGGGCCUGACGGACGAGGAGGAGGAGGAGGAGGAAGAGGAGGAGAGGCGCCGCCUGCUAGCCGCCAAGAUGGAGGCCGAGUACGGGGAGCAGGAGGAGAUGGCAGAGGAGGCGCUGGAGGAGGAGGAGGAGGAGGAGGAGGAGGAGGGAGGAGGAGAGCAGCAGCAGGAGGAGGAGGAGGAAGAUGGAGGGAUGAGAGAGCGAGGAGCUGGGGAGGAGAAGAGCGCCAUGGCCAAGAAGGCUGAUUAAACUCACAUGAGAGGACGGGAGGAGGAGGAGGAGGAGAACGGAGGAGGAAGAUGAAGAGGGUGGAAGAUUCAGCCAGACAGGAGGAGGAGGAGGAGGAGAUGUGUGGAGAGGAGGAGGAGGAGGAGGAGAUUUCUACGAGAGGGAAAAAGAAAGAAAGAAUGAGAAGGGGGUCUCCAGAGACAUGCCAACUCUUGUUAUUGUAUGUAUAUUGUUCAGAGGGGUGUACUAACAAGCUGGUUCAGGAGUAAACCAGGUGAAGUUAAGAGAUAAAUCAUCGGUAACACUUUAUUUUAGGGAUACAUCUAUUAGCACUAAUACCGUACAUACAAUGGUAGUGCCUGCAUAAGUAACUUGUAAGGCAUGUACUAAGCAAACGCUAAGGCCUACUAGGUCCUUACUAAGAAUAAAUUGGUAAUAAAUUCCUUAUUGUACAUGAACAAGACAUUUGCGAAUACAUGCCUAACAAAUGUUUGAUUUUGCUUUGUACAUGCCUUGCAAGUUACUUAUGCAGGUACAUUGUAUGUAUUAGUGCUAAUAGAUGUAUUCCUAAAAUAAAGUGUUUCCAAAUCAUCUAACAGGAGAGGCUCUUAACUGCACCUGGUGUCCUCCUGAAGCAGCUUCUUGGUAUAGGCCCCCUGUUCUGAUGAUAUCUGAUAUCUCUACAGAGAGACAACUCCCCACUGACCACUUCUCUAUAAGGUGUUUUUUGUUUUUUUGGUUGUUUGUUUUGUUUUGGGUUUUUUUUUUUCUUUUCCUUUUUUUUGAAUUUGGUGGAAAAUUGUUACUGUAAUUUGAAGUGGUCUUAAUGAUGGUUCACCAUCUUACAUUUACGGGGAAACAAAAUGUUACUUGGUUAUUGGGGAGGGAUGGGAGAUGCCACCAACCUAGCAUAACAGACCUAAAUAAGUACAUAAAUAACCAAUCAUGUCGGCUUGUUUAUUGCCUACGGAGAGAAGCCAUGCCAAACUGUGUUUAUUUAAAACAAAGAAAAGAAAAACAUUCAAUUUAGGCAACCAUUCAUCAUGGCAUUUGAAGUGACAUUCACCACUCAACAGAUGGUCCUGUUUGGUCAGAGAGAGACCUAUUUAUGCCCGAACGGUCCUCUUUUCAACUCUUGUCACUUGGAAAUAAGGCCCUGAUAGAACUGACUAUAUCUGGAGGGAUGGAAUAGUAUGUAAUGUGUUUUGUAACUUUUUAUUUUCUUCCUUUGUCUAUAUUUUGCCUCUUUUGCUUCAAUGGAUUUGAAAAAGUGCCGAAGCAUUUUCUUUUUGUUGUUGAUGUUGUUCAAUGUGAUCCAUACCUCCGUUACCAGAACACAACGGUUUCAGAAACACAAAUGAUUUAAACAUGUAAUUAGGAAAUUAAAAACCAAAUGAAGUUACGUCAUCUGAAGUCAUCUGACAGUAACUGGAGACUGCAAUUUUGGAUUGUUGGGAUUUGGUUUGAAGGACCAUUUGUACCUUUUAGCAACUAGACUGCAAAGCUCAAUUUCAAGAAUACCUUAAGAUAGACUUCCACAGUGAAGGGCCCAACAUCGCCUUACUAUGAUUGGUGAAGAGCUUUGCAACCUGCCAUCCCCUGAUUCAGUAAGAGCUUCAAGGCCCGCCAUCUCACUUAUCUGAUUAGUGAAUACCUGAAGAGCCUGCCAUCAACUUAAUCUGAUUGGCUGAGAGCUUCAAGGUUGCCAUUUCCUUUUAUCUGAUUGGUAAAGAGCGUCAAUGCUGCACUGAGGUGCUGGGGAGGCAGGUGAACCUUGACGGUGAUGUUUACCUAAUGCACUGAAAAUCAUUAUAAUGUGAAUAAAGUUAAAGGCAGACUAGGUCAAAACGGCUCAUAGCAGACAACUAGUCAGCAGCGGUAGGCUUAGUUAUCUGUAGAGGCCUAAUAGCACCAUUUUGUAUUUUACAAUAUAAUCCAAUGUAAACAUUCCCUCGUCAAGGGCCUCCACUGAACUGAUCCGGGGGGUAUACUAAGAAGCUGGUUUAGUGCUAAACCAUGUCAAGUCAACCUACAGGAAGUGGUUAACCUGCUAAUAGAUAUAGGCUGAAUUCAGGUAAAUUGGGCCACUUUUUCCCAUUCUUUUUAUAUGCAAAAAAAGUGGCCCAAUUUACCUUAUAUCACCCUACGUACAUACCCGCAGGCAUCGUUUACGGUAAGUAAGAAAAUGAUGAUUCCAGGUGCUUCUGCUAGAUGAUUGGCCUCUACCUCAAAGUUAACUUAACCUGGUUUAUUACUGAACCAGCUUCUUAGUGACACUUGUGGAUCCACAGUCAGGCGUCAUAAUAAUGGACUUCUGACUUUCUAAGUAGUUUACCUGAGUUGUCGACAAGGAAAUGGUCUUACCGUACCUAACCGAAUCCUUUUUCUUUUCAUUUUUUCAAGUGUUUCUAGUCUGCCGUAAGUCACCUCAGUCUAAGCACACUUUGUAUUUUACAGCCGUUCCUGUGUUUUGUUUUUUUCUUCCUUACACUACUGCCAUUGUUUGUAAACGCUCUAUUAAGAUGUGGACAUAAGGCUGACAUAAGCAUGUAAUGAACAUGAAUUUACGCAUAUCACUGCUGCUAGGUUUAUAUAACACUGAAUACUCUUAUUGGCAGCCAUUGUAAACGUGUCUGAAUGGGCAUUAAUGUUCGUGAUAUGUUUCAUGUUAUGUUUAUAGUAACCGGCGUAUGUCACCCUUAUGUAAACACCUACAAUAUAAAGUGUUAUCUAUUUUGUUUUUUUAUAAGUUAUGGAUUUACAGCCCCUUGUGUAUAGCUGUGAAUAACUGUCUUUUUUUCUUUCCUUGAAAUAACAUUUUUUUCCCCUGUGAAGGUCAAAACCCAAUCAGUUUCUUUCUCUGUUUUUUUUAGUACAUUUAGCUGUGAACAGUAGUAUAGCCUCUGAAAGUGAUUAGCUUAUCUUAUAAAUAGCUCCGCUAUCUUCAUAUUGGAGCUCCUGUAUAGGCUAACCAUGGUGCUAGCAUGGUGUUAGCAAUGACCUUCAUACGGAUUGACCUCUAAACCAACAGUGCUUGCCUGGACCUCCCUUUGCCUCUUCUGCUCAGUAAUGGUUGCCUACAUACCGUAAUCACUUCUGCCAAAUAAUUGUUCCGAUUUGAGAUUGUCACUCUUUAUUACCAGUUCCAGAAAUAAUAAAGAUUGUCCUCUUUUUUUCCCUUGUGA
Molecule: messenger RNA, 4675 nt
Organism: Engraulis encrasicolus (European anchovy)
Lineage: Eukaryota; Metazoa; Chordata; Actinopteri; Clupeiformes; Engraulidae
Product: protein disulfide-isomerase TMX3-like
Exons: 16
Coding region: 39-1511 (490 amino acids)
Biological process (GO): peptidyl-cysteine oxidation
Cellular component (GO): endoplasmic reticulum; cell surface
Molecular function (GO): protein disulfide isomerase activity
Source: RefSeq, a predicted model, not a curated record